GAGUAAGGGCUUGUCCAGAAAGGGCGCAAUACGCGCGAAUCACGCGCGAGUCGAGGGUCUGGCGUUAUAUGGUCACGCGAUUUACGCGCGUAUUUUGAAUUCGCGCGAUGCUUAUGGACGCGAUGUAUUCGUGCCUAAUAUCUCAAUAGCGCGCGAAUGAAUUCGCGCGAAACGUUUCGCGACGAAUUCGCUUCUUCUGGACAAAGUCUUAGCAUUUACAAAAACGUGGUGUACAUAGACAACUAUAUUUUACGUUUAUCUUAAAAGUAUGAGUUAGAAAGAAACCUCCAUUCAGUUAGCACAAGUGUCUCCAACAAAUAAAGAUGCAAGAAUGUUCUGUGAAAAAACGAAGGCACCUCUGGAGCUGGGCCAGUGGCAGUACUCCCUGAAACAUAUGGACUCAGCCGUCGUGGAGAACCCUGCCGUGUCUAUAAACGAAGGUCAGGUGUAUGUGUACGAGAACUACUUUCCUGGUUACACGAUAAGGUACAUUCACGUGGACAACUUGGCGAUUAGAACCUGUGGGGCGAGUGCGUCGAUCAAAGCGGGCGGUGUGGGGACUUCCUCCGUGCUCAUAGUCCUACGUGCAUACAUCAACCAGGAGAUCAGGUCCGUAGUCGAUAUAUGGGGAGAAAAGAAAGUGUCGAAUAACACAAACGCAUUGAACAACACUCAACUGAGUCUCAACCCUGAGGAAGUGAAAAAUAUCAACUAUAAUUAUUUAUUCAAAGACACGCGAGCUUUGAAUCACAAUAGACAAAAUUUACAUUAAACUAUAUUUAUUUUUCUAAUCUGAUGUACAGUUUUUAUUAAA
This is a messenger RNA of Helicoverpa zea (corn earworm), 814 nucleotides long. RefSeq lists its product as uncharacterized. NCBI's taxonomy places the organism in Eukaryota, Metazoa, Arthropoda, Insecta, Lepidoptera, Noctuidae. The record is from RefSeq and is a predicted model, not a curated record. The transcript is spliced from 3 exons. The coding region runs from base 332 to 772 and encodes 146 amino acids.